GAAACGCUAAGCCAUGUUCAUAAGUCUUUGGUGAACUCCUCAAAACUGUGUUUACUAUAUGUAUCAUGUGUCUUCAAGCACAGCCAAAGAUACAUGAUAAGUAAAUCUAUUUUCCCCUGAAACAAUAUAUAAGUAGCACCAUCCUCAGAACUGUAUAGAUGAAAUGGCACUGCAGAGUAUCUGUGGCUGGGAUGUCACUUCUUCAAGGCAGUCCCAUCCACAUAAGCUACAUUUAUUUCCAUCUUUCAGGUUAUUAAAUUCCCCUCAUGUACUUCAGAACCCAAAAGUUUUUUCUUCUUCUUCUCAUCAUUGCAACUCUGGUCCCCCACCACCAGCACAUGGCACUACCACACUGGCCUUUCUCUAUGCAGGGGGUGUUGCUGUUGCAACUGACACACGUUCCUCUGCAGGACAUCUUGUCUGCAGCCCCGAUAGCCGCAAAGCUUUCCUAGUUCACAGCCAUCUUCUCGCCACUACCUCAGGGAGUUCAGCUGACUGUCAGUUCUUUGGACGAGCUUUGGCUAGAGAGUGCAGACUGUACAAGGUACGGAAUGGGUACAUGCCCAGUGUUCGAGGAGCAGCCAGGAUGUUGAGUGUUCUGAUGAUGCCGUUCCAUGGAACUGAUGUUUGUGCUGCCUUCACUCUUUGUGGCUGGGAUAGGAAUGGGCCGUGCAUCUGUUAUGUAUAUAAUGACGGAACCCGUCUCAGCUCAGACAUACUCUCAGUAGGAUCAGGCUCCCCAUAUGCAUACAGCAUCAUAGAUGAGGGAUACAAGCCUGGGAUGGAAGAAGAGGAAGCCCGUCAACUGGCCAGGAGAGCAGUGUGCCAUGCAGGCAGAAGAGAUGCCUACUCUGGGGGAUCAGUUGAUGUAUACUGGGUAAGAGAGAGAGGAUGUGAGAGAGAUACCAGGGAAGAUCUGGUACAACUUCAUGAGCAGAUGGUAGCAGAAGAAAAUGGAGUGAUGCGUAAGAGAAGCAGAGAUCAACAGCUGCCCCAUCCAAAUCCUGAGCAGGAAUGCCAGUAGUAAUACACUGUAACUGCGCCAAUGAACAACAUGCUGAGGCAAAUAAACAGGGCUUUUUUAUUUACUAGAAUG
Messenger RNA from Pseudophryne corroboree (corroboree frog), 1096 nucleotides. Its product is annotated as proteasome subunit beta type-11-like. The transcript has a single exon. The record is from RefSeq and is a predicted model, not a curated record. NCBI's taxonomy places the organism in Eukaryota, Metazoa, Chordata, Amphibia, Anura, Myobatrachidae. Gene Ontology annotation, molecular function: threonine-type endopeptidase activity. Gene Ontology annotation, cellular component: proteasome core complex. Bases 164 to 1024 code for a protein of 286 amino acids.